This is a messenger RNA of Actinia tenebrosa (Australian red waratah sea anemone), 3033 nucleotides long. RefSeq names its product protein PAT1 homolog 1. Lineage: Eukaryota; Metazoa; Cnidaria; Anthozoa; Actiniaria; Actiniidae. Gene Ontology annotation, biological process: deadenylation-dependent decapping of nuclear-transcribed mRNA; P-body assembly. Gene Ontology annotation, molecular function: RNA binding. Gene Ontology annotation, cellular component: P-body. The record is from RefSeq and is a predicted model, not a curated record.
UUCAACAUGUCAACAUGGCGGAUUCAUUUUUUGGAUUCAACACUCAGAUACCCUCUUAUGAGGACGAGGAUUUAGCCGUUGUUGACCCGAGUUUAGCGAAUUUGGAAGAUGACAUCGACCUCUUGAAUGAUGAUACAUUUGGAACUGGUGCUUCGGUGGAUGAUUGGGAAGAAGCCCACCGUAAACUAGCAGGACUAGAUCUGCAUGGAGAGGACAAACCAGCAUGGAAUGAUGAGCUGUCUAGAAAGAAACUCAAGGCAGACGAUGAUACCAACUUAGAAGAGGAAGAGGAAAUUCUUGAACAGUGUUUGGCUAAACUGGUUGAUGAGGAUGAUUUAGAAGAACCUAAUAAAGCCUAUGCCGCAACUGGUUAUAAGGAUAUUCCAGCCCCAUCAGUAAUUUCAUCAGCAUGGGAUGGAUCAUCUCCUUUGUCUAGCCCAACAUCAUCAGACUCCCUUCAUGACUUGAUAAAUCCAGCUACGAAUAUCUGGGCUUCACCUGACCAUUCACAAAUUUUCAAGGAAACAGCUAAUGCCACUCCAAAGAGUGUUCAGAGUAGUGAUAAGAAACCAAACAGGCGACCAUACUCACCAGCAUUUGAGGUGAGAGGCACGGAUGACGCCAUUAUUGAAGCUCUGCCGAAGCCAACUGAAAAUCUUCUCCCACCAAGCAGCUUUACAAAGAAAGUUCCCACAACUGCAAUUCGACUGGAGGAUUUAGAAAAAGAGUUCACAAAUGAGAGCCCUCAUUCCAUGGGCCAGCAAGAAACACCACGCCCUUCAAUGAUUGGUCGUCCACCCCCAGGUCUGCCCCCACCCCCAAUGAUGAGGUCACCUCAGGUACUCCAUGGGUAUCCUCCAAUGCCGUUUCCACAACAUGCAUCUCAAAUUUAUCCCAGAGCUUCCUCACCUGGACCUGGUUUGAGGCCAUUUCCAAGGACCCCUCAGAUGUUCCAGAACCAGCAGAUGUACAACAAACAGCCACUUCCACCUGGUAUGGGCCACAGGCAAGGUUAUCCGGGAACUCCACCACCUCGCAUGCAAAACCAAUUGUUUGGAAAGAUGCGUUCUGAUCCUGCUCACUUGAUGCGUCGACUUGGACUUCCUAAUCAACCCAGGUUCUCCACACCACCGAGCAACUAUCAAAACCCCAACAUGCGUUCUCCUUACCCUGAUAACAGAUACAUGAAUCAACGGUACAACAACUACCCUAAACAGCACCAACAACAACAGCAGCAAAACCAGCAUCAACCUACAGAUCUGGAAAAAAAGAUCCACAGUAUUUUGACAGCUGAUGAGAACUUGAAUAAUAAGGAUCGCUAUGCUGGGCUGAUGACUAGAAAGGAAAAGGAAUGGAUUAUCAAGAUACAAUUACUGCAGCUAACCAGCAGCAACCCAAACAUGGAUGAUUAUUAUUUUCAGACGCAUGAAAGUAGGAAGCGAGCUAAAGAAAGAGCCAAACGAGGAGAAGGUGUAGAAUUUCAGUACACUGGAGGACAGACUCAACAAAUGGCCUUGCCUCAGUUUGAUCGUGAGGAGAGACAUUACAAACCAUUGGAUUUCCAGAAUACCUUGGGUAAAGUAUCAGCAUCACACAUAUCUCAUCCGCGAGAAAUGGUCCAAGUACCCAAUAAUUACAAAGAUUUGGACCAGGAAAAAGGAACCCAAGGUUCUUCAAUUAAAGAGACAAGACGUCGCCGCCGGAUCAUGAUAGUCAUAGAUAAAGCAUAUGAUAUUCAACUCCAACUUGAUGAUCUUGAUAGCAAGCUCCUAGAGUCUCCUGCUGAGCAAAGUAAUAGUAUAAUGGAGGCAAAGCAGGAUAAGGUAGACAAACUUUUCCAGUUACUGAAGUUGAACGCACAAGACGAGUUGUCCAAUAAUGAUGCAGAGUUAAUCAUUCAAGUGAUGUCUGUUCGCAAAGGAAAAGUCCUUAUCAGUCGACUACUACAUUACUUCAAACAGGCCCAGGCAGAAGCUAUUUUGCAGUCAAUUUGUAGAAACAUUGUCAUGGUGAUAAAGAAAGACAACCAAGAUGAGCUUCUUCCACUUCUUAUCAAUCCAUUGGGACGAGUGGUUGACGUGGCAACAGCAGAGGUUGUAUUCCGGUCACUAAAGUACGUAGUUUAUGGUAAUAAUGACCCAGCCUCGCCGCUUUCAUCAGUAUUAGCCAAUCAGUUUGGCAUCGCUGUGCUCAGUUCAUUGCUGAAGAAGGCAAAUUCAUCAACUUUUCCUUCAGAUAAUAAAGAGGAAUACCCCAAAACUUGGGACGCUAUAGUCAGUCAAGUAGCAAAGGAAUUUAGUGACGUUCCAGUCAAACUACUGGCUAAGAAUAUGUCUGGAGUAACACCACUUGUUACUGUUCUGGGCUCAUGUGAUGUGGCUUAUGACAAGAGCAGUCUACAGGAACAUUACAGGUUGGCUUUAUCAACGCGAGAAGAGCUUAAAUCAUGAAUUCUACAGUUUGAGGUGUAUACGUACGUAGUUGUUUGAUUAGAAAUCCUUUCAAAAUGAUUAGAAUGCAGUAAAAUUCCCUCAUGCUGAACAAAAAAUAUUCUGAAAAUGAUAGGGGGUACCUCUAUUUCAGGAAAUUUCUAACUCUUUCCGUCGUCAUUUUGUUGUCACAAAAUGGUGAUGAAACUGCAAAUGACUUCAGUUUAUUUUUUCGCCGAAAAAAUAAUUUAGAAGUUUCUCGAAAUUCUGUAACUCAACUUCGUCCAAAGUGUCAGUGUGUACACUAACACAAUGGUGUCGCAAAGACAGGUUGCUAUGAUAUUCGGGGAUUUAAACUCUUCAAUUUCGAUCCGACGGAUCAUUUUUCCUCCUUCAAUUAUUUGGUUCCAUCGUCGAGAAAAAAAAAUUGUCGAUGUAAAUAGAAUUUCUAUGGGCCUUGAAUCUGAAAUAUAAAUUCUAAGGCCCCGUCCACACGUAUCCCCAAAUUUUUGUAUCCGCAAAUUUUUUUUUUGCGGACACGGGUUGCGUCCACACGUGUCCAGAAAUUUUUUUAUCCGUAUCCGGAAAUUUUCGAAAACGGUCU